This is a messenger RNA of Mytilus californianus (California mussel), 1154 nucleotides long. RefSeq names its product carboxypeptidase B-like. Lineage: Eukaryota; Metazoa; Mollusca; Bivalvia; Mytilida; Mytilidae. Gene Ontology annotation, biological process: proteolysis. The transcript has 2 exons. The record is from RefSeq and is a predicted model, not a curated record. Gene Ontology annotation, molecular function: metallocarboxypeptidase activity; zinc ion binding. Bases 132 to 1103 code for a protein of 323 amino acids.
AAUAUUUCGAAAAGAACAUUGUAAUUUUUCAAACAAACUAGAGGAGGUAAGAAUAGGGAUUGACAUAAGAACAAGCAAGUCCUAAGAAAGAUAAAUGAAUAUUUAAUCUUACACAAAACGAAAUUUGGAAGAUGAACCAAAUAAUUUGUGUAGCAUUCUUGCUGCAAAUAGGCUUUGCCUUUGAUUUUAACAAGUACAAUGCAUUGGAUAAAAUAGAAAAGUACCUGGCAACUUUUAAUUGUAACCAAGGCACGGUUAGGUCUAAGGUUGAGAUCAUCGGUAAAACCUUCGAGAAGAGAAGUAUUUACAUGGUGAAGAUGUUUACUAAGCGGAAGACACGAUGUCGGAGCUGUAAGGGAAAAUCUAAAAAGGCUAUUCUAGUUGACGGUGGAAUACAUCCCAGAGAUUUUAUUUCACAUGCAUUUGUUUUGUACUUUCUUAAUUUCCUAAAAACCACUCAAGCAGGGUUUUACCUUGUCAAAAAGUUUGACUGGUACUUGAUACCCGUCUUAAAUCCAGAUGGUUAUGUAUACGCAAAGAAUUUUGAGCGUCUUUGGAGAAAAAACAGAAGCCCGUUUAAUGAAACAUGCAUAGGCACCGACCUAAAUAGAAAUUAUGGAAAGCAGUGGAAUCCAGAAAACGGUGGUUCCAGAAAUCCUUGCAAUGAGCUUUAUUCUGGUCCGUUCCCUUUCAGUGAACUAGAAAGUCAGGCAGAAAGAAAACUUAUGUUGAAAAAGGCUUUUAUUGGUUAUCUAAGUAUACAAAGUUUUGGCCAACUGUGGAUAUAUCCUUGGGGAUUUACGAAAGAUCCGGUACCUGAUAAACCCACCCUCGAUAAAUGCGCUAAAGCUGCAGCAUCAGCAGCGACAGCUCGGAAUGGAGUUGUGUAUAGUUCGAGGCAGACUUCAGAAAGAUCUACCUUAGGUGGCCUUUCAUCAGAUUAUGCAAAAGCAGCAGGAAUUAAGUUUCCGUACGAAGUUUUGUUGCGAGACAAAGGGACAUUUGGACAUCUUUUACCCGAAGAUCAAAUUAUUGCAACCUGUGAAGAAACAACAGAUGCAGUAAUUGCUUGGGCAAACUGUGUCUGUGCCGAAAUGAUGUAACUAGUGAAGACUGAAAUAUUAAAUUGUGUUUAGAUAAAAUAAGUACAGAAA